This is a messenger RNA of Chiloscyllium plagiosum (whitespotted bambooshark), 5686 nucleotides long. Lineage: Eukaryota; Metazoa; Chordata; Chondrichthyes; Orectolobiformes; Hemiscylliidae. The record is from RefSeq and is a predicted model, not a curated record.
UGGUCUCUAACUAUAUCUCUCCCCAUUUCUUCAAUCAAAAAUUCCACACCUCCAACCCGUUGGGACCUCGCCAGCAUCUAGGAAAUUUUGCAAAAUCAUACACAGAACCAUCCACUAAUCGUCGUUAUCGCGUCUCAAACCAUCAUAUUGAAGCGACAGAUAUUUGUUAGAUUAUAGUUCGUUGAAUUUUUCCAUACUUUGUCUUAAAUUGCUCAUUCUUAUUAGAAUCUGAAUUACACUCCUUUUCCAGCAUACAAAUUCUCUCUUCUUUUCUGAAGUCAGACUAAAAAUGUUCUCGUCACUCCAACAACACAGUCGCACUCCAGUUAUCAGGGUUAUGGAAGCGGCUACUGAAGGCGCUAGAUAUGAACAGCGCAUGCGCGUCAAUCCCUCGCGCCUUUGAGGAUAACGGCCUUUUGUAACGGCGGGUGCGCGAGAGUAACGGCUAAGUGAGUGACUAAUCAGCUUUUUGGAAAUGAUCAUUGUAAUGCAGCUGCUUGUAAUGUCCAGUGACAGCGCGUGGCGUAAGGGUUCAGGAGAACCUAGUUUUGCUCAAAUUUUGAAAAAGAAUAUUCCUCCAAAACCAUCACAGCAAACACUAAAUGUAACUUUUACACCACAGGGCGGAACUGCAGAAGAUUUAGACUCUGGUGUAUCCAGAGUAAUUCAAAUUUCAGGUCAAUACCCAAAGUCACAAUUUGUUGAAUAUACUAAACCACUCUCAAACAGUGCACUACCACCAAAGAAAGUUUCCAGGGAAUUUAUUGAUAAAUACAGACGUGGUGAGAUCAACCCAGUUUCAGCCUUGCAUCAGUAUGCACAAAUGUUACGAAUGCAACUAAUUUUAAAAGAAACUGUAGCAACAGGUAAUAUUUUUGGACAAUAUUUUGCAUUCUGUGCUGUGGUUGAUGGGGUUGAAUAUAAAACAGGAAUGGGUCAAAACAAGAAGGAAGCAAAAGCUAAUGCUGCACAAUUAGCUCUUGAUGAACUUUUGGACACCGAACUGAGCAAAACUUCAACUACAGGUCCUGCACCAAUACCUGCUGAACGAAGAGUAAUAUCUUCACCGUGUUUACCUUCAAGAAACCAACCAUCAAAGUUAGGAUAUGAAGGAAGGAAUUCAUAUUAUAAAGCUGUUUCUGUAGCCUGCAGAGAUGUUUUCAACAAGUUGACUGCUAACCUACCUGAGCUCCAAAAUUGUAGCAGCUCCUUGGCUGCUUUUGUAGUUGAAAGGUAUGGACAACCUUAUGAAGUUGUUGCAAUUGGAACAGGAGAGAUGAACUGCAAUGAUCCCUUGUAUUCUGAAGGACGAAUCAUGCAUGAUUCCCAUGCUGUAGUUACUGCAAGACGCUCAUUAUUGAGCAGAAUCUGCCAGCAGAGAAGAAGGGGUCUGUCUGCACAUCCUCAUCCACUUAUGCUAACCAUAUGGUAUCUUUACAGGCAUCUUCUCAUGUUCUACAACAAAAAUCCUGAUGUGGUGAACCAGUCUAUUUUUUGUAUCGACACUGGAAGGAACGUUAUUACUGUAAAGGAUCGUAUUAACUUUCACCUUUACCUGAAUCAACUACCAAAAGGAGCUGCACAGAUAAAACAGUUGCAUCUGGCUCCUCACUCAAUAUCUACCUUUCAUACUAAUAAAGAGAUGGAACUUCACGUUAUUUUGGAUGGGAAGGUGUUCGCAAUUAGUCAUUGCAGUCCUGAAGUAACUGCUUCUAGAGUGUGCAGCAUGUCAGCCAGUGAUAAACUUACUCGUUGGGAAGUGCUUGGAGUUCAAGGUGCUCUACUUAGUCACUUCAUUGAACCCAUCUACAUCAACAGCAUUCUUAUUGGUGACACCAACUGCACAGAUACACGUGGAGUAGAGGUUGCAAUUAAACAGCGUGUAGAUGACUCACUGACUUCAAAGCUCCCAAAUUUCUACAUUGUCAGCAAACCGCAAAUAUGUCUUACAGAAACUGCCUUUCCCUGUCUAACAAAUUCUGUUCAUAAAACCCUCAGUCUGAACUGGUCUCAGGCAGAUUCUUUGGUAGAAGUGGUGAAUGGUACAACUGGAAGAAUCGCUGAAAGCUCGCCGUUUAAAAGUGGUACCUCCAUGACUAGUCGCUUGUGCAAAGCUGCCAUGCUGAGUCGUUUCUAUCUUGUUGCAAAAGAAGCAAAUAGAGAAGAUUUAUCUACGGUUCCAACAUAUCAUGCAGCAAAGAUGAUGGCAAAGUCAUAUCAAGAAGCAAAGAUUUUGCUGAAAUCAUCACUGGUACAUCAUGGUUUUGGUUCCUGGUUGGUCAAGAAUCCAAAUGCUGAAGUAUUCCAAAUGCAAUGAGGAAGAAUACUGAGAAAAUCUUGGUUAAAAAUCACACAACUCCGGCAUCUCCAAAUCGAGAAAAUCUUGAACUGUAAACUCAAUCACAUGCGCUUCGUUUCUUUAUAUCUAAAGGCUGCUGUAUAUUGGUGUGGAUAAUAGGCAAAGUGCAAAUUAAAGUUUAGAAUGUCUCUUGUUUUAAUUCAUUCUAGAUCAUCCAUUCUACUAGAUCAUCCAUUCUACCAUAGAAAUGUUUGUACCUCAAUAAAUCUCUUCAGAUUCAAUUUUUUUAAAAAAGAAAAGAACCCCUUGUUCACUCAUCGCUCUACAAAAGCAGUGUGAUGAUGAUUAGCAGUUUGUUACUGAUGUUUGCUGUAAAGGUUCUUUGGCUGAAAAAUAACAGCAUACUGGAUAACAUUGGCUAAAAUUCAAACUACUUUAUUGUGAAAAAACUAUUUUGCAGUGUUAUAUUUAGUUCUUUGGUACAGCAUUGAAGUAGUUAAUACUACACAGAACGCACCUAAGUAUUUGGUUACCCUGUUUUUACACUGUUUGCAGUGGAAACAAUUCUGUUCUUGAAAGUAAGCCUGAUUGAAAAUAUAUAUGACAUGAAGUAGAUGGGAAACUUAUGUCAGAGUUAGACAUGAAGCUAAUUUUUUCCAUGAUGUAGCACAACUAUUUUGACCUCCAAACCAAGAAUAUAGUAUCCUUCAAAAAUACACAAAUGAUUAGAUUUAUCCAACUUCUUACUGUGUACACAAGAAAUCUAGUGGCUAAUUAGUUAUGCUUUCCAGUGGGGAAGUGCCUAGAUUUCACCAGAUACUUCUCAUGGUUAUAUGUUCAAGAUACAUUUCUCAUUGUACAAAUUACUGAGUACUAUUACAAAUUGUACUGGUAUAUUCAAUUUAGGUAGAACACUGGAAUAGGCCGUCACUUUUUAAAAAAACAUUCCACCCUUUAUUAACAGAUCUUAUUUGAUCCCUAGGUAAUGAUAAAGAUAAUGGUUCCAGAAAUCAUCAUAGGAGAAUGCUAGUUCAUGAUUUGUUAGGCUGUUGGAACUGCUGUAACCAUUAUACAUUGUUGAGAUAUUUUCAGAAUUGAAAGCAAUAAAUCAAACUGGUUGAUGUAGAGCACCUUGCGCUAAUUUGAUGAAUCAGAUUUAAACCACUACGUUAUGUUGUGUACUAUUAAAAUGUAAUGUUUAGAAUAUGAGACAUUGUCAUGCAAUAUGGAGGCCAUUUAGCUUUUCAUCAUAUUUGUGACCUUUAAUACAGUGUCUUAAGUAUUUGUUAUAAGGGUCUUGAUCCCUCAACUUGGCACAGAAUCCUCUUACCCAUCCAGUCUUCCUUGAAAAAUUAAUGUACAAGUCACCAUUUCCCUAUCUUGCGAGUGCAGCCAACUCUGCAGUCAAGCCAUUUCUGUUCUUGUUCUUGGUUACUAGUGAGUACAAGUUAGCCAAGUAGUAAUGCUCUUGAAUUUUUUUAAAAAAGAAACAUGCAGUUUCCACCAUCCUUGCCUUUCUGACAGGUAGUCCAACUGGGAAAUGAAUUAGAUCGCUUGUUGUGAAAUUGAGCAUCAGACUAUUUCAGCUAUUGAAUAUAGAUACAUAAUGUGAAGGUUCUGUUGAGUCCAUGAUCUCAACUGUUCCACACUGAAGAAAUGUCAAAAUGGCAGUGAAUGAAUGUACCAUUGCUGAUAUUAGAUCUUAGAGAGUAGGAUAUCAGUUAUCACACUGAAAUGGAUGGCGGUAGGAAGGAGUGGAGGAAAUCUGUACAGCCCAUUUAUCGUAUCAAUGAAAAGAAUUCUCGGUUUAAGCAACAUUCCAUCUAUUUCAGUUAAAUGUUUUUGUAACUAAAGCCUGGUGUAAAAAUUGCAAAAUGUGGGCAGCAGUAGACAGGUCGAUGUGCUGGCCUGAUUUCUAAUUGCCAGUUAAAUUCUAUCGCUCGCUUUGACCCCUACUGUGAAAUUUUCACACAAAUUGAAGAUGAGGAAAAUCUGAAGAAACUUCACUUUUUGGUGGCACAGAGCAAUAUUCGCAUUGGUGUCAGACAAAAACUGACUCCUCUGGCUCUUCAGAAUAUCUACACAGGGCUUGUGAAAGUGAACAGUUGCCCAUAAAUGCAUGCUUUUAAUUAGCGGAGAACCUAAUGCUAGGAAGAAAAAACAAGAUCUUUGAAUUGUAAGGGAGAUGUAGCACAAAAUCUUGCAUGUUGCACUAUUAAGCUUGAGUAUAAUAGAACUCUAAAACUAAACAGCAGGAUUGCACAAAGGAUUGUGCAGGAAAGGAAUUGAGUGGUGACCUGAAGUGCAAUUAUGUCUUCAUCCAGUACUUGCGCUUGCAAGUUUAACGCUGAAAUACCACAUCAAAGCUUGCACAAUUGUCUUCAUGAUUUGGAUGGUAGCUGGGAAUGUAUUUUCCUUCAUGCAGACCACAUUUUCCAAGAAAUCUGAUUCUGUCUGGACCAGUAAUUCUUUUGGCUGUUUGCACACUUGAAAGCAAAGGCUAUAACUACAAACUUAAGAGAUACUGUGUGUACUUGAGCUCUUUCUUUAUUGUCCACUUGCUCUUUCCUACUAUUUCUUUGACUUUUAUUUAAAUUUAUUCUAAUCUUGCUCCCCAGCCCUGCACCAAAACAAGAAUAAGUCUUUCUCAAAACACCUUUUUCUCUUGUGUUUUCUGCCUCAUAGGGCUCUGUAAGACAUCUUCCAAAAAAAGGUAUAAUUGACUCAACACUGGCCAUCAAGUUUUUUUCUAAAAGGCGAUUGAAAGUCCAAUGUGUAAAAUAUGAUCACAUUGAUUAACCCAACCAACCAGAUUUAUCCUUUGCACAUUGAAAAAUGCAUCCAAUUAGGCAUAGUUGCCACUGGGUCACUAAACUCAGUAGUGACUUGCAGAGCUCAGUGUUUGUAUGAUAAGUAGUCACUACAAGACGAUAUUGAAAUAGCGAGUAUUGAAGAGAAAUAAAAUGAAGGAACAUUAGGAUUGGGGUUUGUAAGUAGAAAUUAAAAUGUAAAUCUUUAAUAUUUUUGUUACAUAGAUUUUCUGUUAAGCAAAAGUGUUUCUAACAUUUGAAUACUUCAUUACUGUAAGACUAUGGUUCAAUUUUGUCAUAGUCACUUAAUUUAUUCAAGGAACUUGAGGUCUAACAUGAACAACUUGCAGUAACUAAGUUAAAUUCACAAAUACAUUUGUGAGCCUCUAAAAUGUGUAUGCAGCACUUCUGUGAAUUUAUCAGUUUUGCAAUCAGUGACCUAAAUAAUUCUGCCCUCUUAUUGUCCUACCUCAGAUAGAGAGAGGGAUGAGAUGGUAAUUGGAGGAGUUUGUUUAUUCUAGUAAUUUGUUAGUGUUUGCUUUGUUAGUUUCAAAAAUAAACAGUUGACAACAUUUCA